Messenger RNA from Scomber scombrus (Atlantic mackerel), 8011 nucleotides. RefSeq names its product cytoplasmic linker associated protein 1a (gene clasp1a). Gene Ontology annotation, biological process: mitotic spindle assembly. The coding region runs from base 771 to 5321 and encodes 1516 amino acids. The transcript is spliced from 40 exons. The record is from RefSeq and is a predicted model, not a curated record. Gene Ontology annotation, molecular function: kinetochore binding; microtubule binding. Gene Ontology annotation, cellular component: microtubule organizing center; spindle microtubule; cytoplasmic microtubule. Lineage: Eukaryota; Metazoa; Chordata; Actinopteri; Scombriformes; Scombridae.
AGAGAGAGGGAGAGAGAGAGAGAGAGAGAAAGAAAGAGAAAGACACACACAUACACACCAGAGAGAGAGGCUUUUUUUGGGUAUAUUUAAUACAGAAACUGAGGAGCUACAUAUUCAGACAAGCCUCGCCCUUCAUGCACGAUAUGGGCUCUCCAGGGCAGAUCCCGGGACAAGAUAUGGAGCUGUGAACCAGCCCUUCUCUCCAUCUCCCAUUUUGCUGCUUUGCCUGCUUCUCUCCCCCAAAAAAACCCCCAAAAACAACCCACCUCUUCCAACCCUGCUAUAGCGGUUUGGCUCCGACUCCUCUAAGAGAAGAAGAAGAAGAAGAAGAGAAGGGGGGAGAAAAAAAGGAAAAAAAAAAAACCCAAGUGGGAGGGAGUAGUAAACUUUCCCCAGCUGCUGUCCAGACACACACAUGCUGCAUUGCUGCCAUUCCCCAAACACUGCUCCAUCCAUCCCUAGGGCUCGGCCACUAGCUUGCUAACGUAGCGGGCUAGCUCUUGGCACAAAAAGCAGGCCUGUCCUUAGGGAUAAAAAUACAAGCAGACUGUGUACACUUGUCUCUUUCUUCCUUUCUUUUGUAUCCUGCUGUUUUUCCGGGUCAACCCAGCCACAUACUCGCCAGGCGGCUCCUUUUUUGUGUUCAGCCCGUCAUUCCCGCUGCUCUGAGCAGCAGUGGAGGAUCGCUAACGUAAGCAGCCAGUCAUUCAUUUAAAAACAAGGCAGCCUGAGGAAGGGGAACUAGAGGAGGUUACUCAUCUGAGGACGGGAUGAUGGAGCCCAGCAUGGAGAACUGCCUGACCCAGGUCCUGCAGAAGGACAUGGGCCGACGGCUGCAGGUGGGUCAGGAGAUCAUCGACUACAUCCUGGAUAAAGAGAAGUCCUACGACCUGGAGCAGGAUCAGACCGCUCUGGAUAAGAUGGUGGACGGCAUCGCCAGCUCGUGGGUCAACUGCAGCAACUUCAAGGUGGCUCUGCUCGGCUUGGACCUCUUAUCUGCCUUAGUGACGAGGUUACAGGAGAGAUUCAGGGCUCAGGUGGGAACAGUCCUGCCGAGCCUUAUCGAUCGAUUGGGAGAUUCCAAAGACCAAGUACGAGAACAAGACCAAACCCUGCUGCUAAAGAUCAUGGAGCAAGCCGCCUCGCCACAGUACGUGUGGGACCGGAUGCUGGGAGGCUUCAAACAUAAGAACAACAGGACCAGAGAAGGAGUGUGCCUUUGCCUCAUCGCCACACUGAACACGUACGGAGCUCAAGGCCUGACUCUCAGUAAAAUUGUCCCCCACAUAUGUAACCUGCUGGGAGACCCAACGAGUCAGGUGCGUGACGGAGCCAUGAGCUGCUUGGUGGAGAUCUACAGACAUGUGGGUGAGAGGGUGAGGAUGGAUCUCAGCAAGAAGGGCCUGCCGCAGUCACGGUUGAAUGUAAUCUUCAGCAAAUUCGAUGAAGUCCAAAGAUCGGGGAACAUGAUCUCAUCCUCUGGCUCAGAUAAGAACUUUGAAGAUGAGGACUCUGUGGAUGGAGGCCGGUCCUCCUCCUCCUCGUCCUCUAAAGCUCCCCCUAGUGGAAGGAGGACUGUAAUCAGCUCUGUGAGAAGACCAAGUGCAACCAGCACAGUGAAGAUCACAAGUAAAGAAGCCGCGGCCGGAGCUGUAGAUGAAGAGGAUUUCAUCAAAGCCUUUGAAGACGUGCCCACAGUCCAGCUCUACUCUAACAGAGAGUUCGAGGACCAGAUGUCCAAGACCAGAGAAGUUCUGUCUGAUGAUAAACACGACUGGGAGCACCGAGUGGUAGCACUGAAGAAGGUGCGUUCCCUCUUGGUAGCCGGAGCUACAGAGUAUGAAGGUUUUCCUCAGCAGCUGCGGCUCCUCGAGGCUCCGCUCAAGCUUUCUGCUAAAGACCUGCGAUCCCAGGUGGUCCGAGAGGCCUGCAUCACACUGGGAUAUUUGUCGUCACUGCUGGGUAACAAGUUCGACCACGGAGCGGAGAGCGUCAUGCCCACACUGCUGAACCUCGUGCCCAACAGUGCCAAAGUCAUGGCCACGUCUGGAGUGGCAACCAUCCGCCUCAUCCUCAGGAAUACACACUACCCACGUCUCAUCCCCAUCAUCACCAGUAACUGCACGUCCAAAUCAGUAGCAGUCAGACGACGCUGUUAUGAGUUCUUAGACCUCAUGCUACAAGAGUGGCACACUAAUACACUGGAAAGACACGUGGCUGUUCUGACUGAAACCAUCAAGAAAGGCAUACACGAUGCAGACUCAGAGGCCAGAUCCAUCGCAAGAAAGUGCUAUUGGAGUUUCCACGGUCACUACAGCCGGGAGGCAGAGCAUCUGUUCCAGGCGCUGGAGUCCACCUAUCAGAAGGCUCUCCAGUCUCACCUGAAGAGCUCUGACAGCAUUGUGUCUCUACCGCAGUCUGACCGCUCCUCCUCGUCUUCCCAGGAGAGUCUGAAUCGUCCGCUGUCUGUGAAGAGCGUCCUGGGAGGAAGCAUGACAAGGAGUAAGCUGGUGAGCUCCAGGGUGUCCAGCACUCCCGGUUCCCUCCAGCGUUCCCGUAGCGACAUCGACGUCAACGCCGCCUCCAGCGCUAAGUCACGUCUGUCCACCGUCCCCGCCUCCUCGCCGUUCAGCUCGGCCGCCGCUCUCCCUCCAGGAUCCUACGCCUCAUUAGGUCGUGUCCGCACUAGAAGACAGAGCUCGGGCAGCGUCGGUGGAGCCAACACCUCGGUGGUGGACAGCAGGGGGCGCAGCCGAGCCAAAGUGGUCUCCCAGUCCCAGCCCGGCAGUCGCUCCAGCUCUCCUGGCAAGCUGCUCGGCCACAGCAGCUACGGCCGCAUCCCUCGAGCCACGGCGCCGCCUAACACCACGCCGGCCGACAAGCGCACCAGGAUCCCCCGAAGCCAAGGGUGCAGCCGCGAGACUAGCCCCAGCAGAAUGGGCCUCGCCCGGAGCCGCAUUCCCCGCCCCAGCAUGAGUCAGGGUUGCAGUCGCGACACCAGUCGCGAGAGCAGCCGCGACACCAGCCCCGCUCGGGGCUUUACUCCUCUGGAUCGGUACGGUUUGAUUCACCAAGCCAGAAUCUCUGCAUCAGUUAACGCCAUGAGGGUCCUUAACACGGGCACCGAGGUGGAGGCUGCUGUAGCUGAUGCUCUGCUAUUAGGAGACUCCAGGAAUAAGAGGAAGCCUUUGAGACGGAGGUAUGAAUCCCCGGGGAUGUACUCUGACGACGACGCCAACAGCGACGCGUCCAGCGCCUGCUCGGAGCGCUCGUACGGCUCCAGGAACGGCGGCAUCCCUCAUUACCUGCGUCAGACGGAGGACGUGGCCGAGGUCCUGAACCACUGCGCCAGCUCCAACUGGUCAGAGAGGAAGGAAGGUCUGCUGGGUCUGCAGAAUCUCCUCAAGAGCCAAAGAAUACUGAGCCGAGUGGAGCUGAAGAGACUCUGUGAGAUCUUCACCAGGAUGUUUGCAGAUCCACACAGCAAGAGAGUGUUCAGCAUGUUCUUGGAGACUCUCGUGGACUUCGUCACGGUGCACAGAGAGGACCUGCAGGACUGGCUUUUCGUCCUGCUCACCCAGCUGCUGAAGAAGAUGGGCGCAGACCUGCUGGGCUCAGUCCAGGCCAAAGUCCAGAAGGCCCUGGAUAUCACAAGGGAUUCCUUCCCAUUCGACCAACAGUUCAACAUCCUGAUGAGGUUUAUUGUGGAUCAGACUCAGACUCCAAACCUCAAGGUCAAAGUGGCCAUUUUGAAGUACAUCGAGUCGUUGGCUCGGCAGAUGGACCCGACUGACUUUGUGAACUCCAGCGAGACUCGACUGGCCGUGUCUCGUAUCAUCACCUGGACGACUGAACCCAAAAGCUCUGACGUCAGGAAGGCGGCCCAGGUGGUGCUGAUCUCCUUGUUUGAGCUCAACACCCCCGAGUUCACCAUGCUGCUGGGAGCUCUGCCCAAAACCUUCCAGGACGGAGCCACCAAGCUGCUGCACAACCACCUGAAGAACUCCAGUAACACCAGCAGCAGCAGCGUGGGGUCGCCUAGCAACACCAUCGGCCGAACGCCUCAGCGUCACACUCCCAGCAGGACGAGCCCGCUCACGUCUCCGACCAACUGUUCACACGGAGGACUUUCACCAAGCAUGAUGGAGUACGACACAGAGAAUAUGAACUCGGAGGAGAUUUACAGCUCGCUGCGUGGCGUCACAGAAGCCAUUCAGAGCUUCAGCUACCGCAGCCAGGAAGACCUGAACGAGCCAAUCAGACGGGAGGGAAAGAGGGACGACGCUGCCGGUAGAGAAGGCGUAGCGUCGUCUCCCGGCUCUGAUGCCCGCCUGGGUUUGGAUGUGGUGGAAGGGGGUCGCACCGCCUUGGACAACAAGACUUCGCUGCUCAACACGCCGUCAGCACGCUCCUUCACAGGGCCGCGCGGUCGAGAGUUCGCUCCUUACGGCUACGGAGAAACCAUCUGCAGCUACGAUAAGAGCGCCCUGAAGGAAGCCGUGUUCGAUGAUGACGUGGAGCAGUUCAGAGACUGCCGACGUCAGGAAAGUGGUGAAAACAAGAUGACGAUCCCCAAGGUCUUUGGUCCUGUCGGACAGGAUCACUCAGACAUGGUGGCCGACCUGCUUAAGGAACUGUCCAAUCACAACGAGCGUACAGAGGAGCGUAAAGGCGCCUUGGUGGAGCUGCUGAAGAUCACACGAGAAGACAGCCUGGCCGUGUGGGACGAACACUUUAAAACUAUCCUCCUCCUCCUGCUGGAGACACUGGGUGACAAAGAUCACACCAUCCGAGCUCUGGCCUUACGCGUGCUGAAGGAGAUUUUAAGGAACCAGCCGGCCCGCUUCAAAAACUACGCCGAGCUCACCAUCAUGAAGACCCUGGAGGCUCACAAAGACUCUCACAAGGAGGUGGUUCGUGCAGCUGAGGAGGCGGCGUCCACUCUGGCCGGCUCCAUCCACCCAGAGCAGUGCAUCAAGGUGCUCUGCCCUAUCGUGCAGACGGCCGAUUACCCCAUCAACCUGGCCGCCAUCAAGAUGCAAACCAAAGUCAUUGAACGCAUCGCCAAGGACUCUCUCCUGCAGCUGCUGCCAGACAUCAUCCCAGGACUCCUGCAGGGCUAUGACAACACAGAGAGCAGCGUUCGCAAGGCCAGUGUGUUCUGUCUGGUGGCUAUCUACUCUGUGAUUGGAGAGGACCUCAAACCCCACCUGGCACAGCUCACGGGCAGCAAGAUGAAGUUAUUGAACCUCUACAUCAAGCGAGCCCAGACGACCAACAGCAAUAGCAGCAGCUCCUCGGACGUCUCCUCUCACAGUUAAUGGAGGGGAGGUGUUUUUCCUUGGGAGACGCUCCCCCCUCCCCCCGACCCCCCCUGCGGCUGGACGGCUGUCCAGGACGCUCCUCUCAGACUCCUCUAUCUCUGAGCUUCCCUUCCUCUGCAUCAUAACUCAAACUCCACUGCGCUUUUCUUUUCGUUCCUCCUCCUCCUCUUCCUCCCUCCCCUGCCUGCCUUUUUUUGGCUCUGGAACCUUUUUGAAUGUAACUGUGGAUUGAUUUUAGAGCGGUGGGGGAAGAGACUCGACAUAUUUAAGAGUUUUUUUGGAUCGCUUCAUGAAAGAAAGAAUUGCACUUUCUCUUCCUCGCGCCUCUUUUUUUUUCUCUCUCUCUCUCUUUAUAAACGAGAGAUUCUCCUGCAGCCGUCACAGUUUGGUGGAAUGAGGAGUUCGUGUUUGAGAUUCAUGCAAAAAUAUCUGCAUCAAAAAGUUGAGGAAAUAAUAAUAACAAUAAUAAUAAUAACAAUAAUAAUAAUAAUUAUAAUAAUAACGAUGUGGUGCAAGAAAUUUCUGUCAAAUGGACUCCAGAUGUGGGAAGAAAUGUCAUUUGGCUGGCCCAGUGAUGGUAAUAAAUAAGCCCAGAGGUUUUGGGGAUGAAUUCUGUUUUUGGGGAACAUAAAAACCAAAUAUUUAUAAAAGAAAAAAAAGAUAUGUGUAAGGGAACAAUAUGACAGAAAAUAGAAAAGAACUUAAUUAUAAUUUUUAGUUAAUAUUUAAAUUUUAUUGAUCAUAAUCGCAGGCUCAGAGAAGCCUUUACAUUGUUUUUUUAUGUUAAUUUGUAAUUAAGAGUUGAGAGACAUAAUGAAUUGAAUCCCCCUCUUUCAUGAAAUUAAAAUAACUUCUCAAGCUUCAGAAAUUGACAAUCCUUAAAAAUGUACGUGCAGAUAUUUAAGUUUGAGGUACAGAAGAUGAAAUCGCUGUUAAACUGCACAAGUAAAAGUUUUUCUGACUUAAAAAUUCAUCAGAAAAAUCAGCAGACGAGUCUAUAAAAAGUUGUGUUGCCUGUAUCAUUUUAGUUUUUUCCACUCUUGAGCUUUCCAUCUUGCAUCGAGCUCAAAAAACGUUCACGCUUUCAGAAGAUGCCAUCGGCGAGGCUCAAGAGGAAAUCCUUUAACGUUGUAAAUAACCGCAGAUGUUUUUCCCUGCUCGGAUUUUUUUGGGAAAGAGAAACAGAGAAAGAGAGACGAUCCGAGACAGGUGAAAAAAAAACAACAAAAAGAGACAUGACCAGGCCUUAUUCACUUCACACACACACACACACACACACACACGCUCAUGUCUCCUGAUUUAAGGGGACACAGAGAGUGAAUGGGAUGUACAGCACUGUAACUCUUGGCUCUCAAGAAGAAGAAAAAAAAUGUGAAUCUGUAAGAAAAAGAAAAAAAAACAACAAACGGACCCCAGCAGUGUUUUCUUUGACCUGUGAUGACGACGCAAAUACAGUAUUAGUUGUUUCCUCCUCUGAUCUCCUUCAGUUCCCACCUUCACAUUAACAACCAACACAGCUUCUGCAAUAACCUGCAAAUAAUUAACACAGAUAUGAAUUUUUUAAAAAAAAAGGUUUUUGUACAUACACCUUUUUUCUUUUUUUUUCUUUUUUUGUCCAUGUCCAAAAAAAAAAGAAAAGUGAUGAACAGGUUGACUUAUCUCACUACUACUUUUUUCCCCCCCGCACGUUAGCAAAGUAGCUUGCAUGUAACCUCUGCAGCACACACACACACACACACACACACACACACACACACACACACACACACACACACAGUCAACUUUGUGCUGCUUUGAAUUGAAUUGAAUUGAAGCUGGGCCCGGUGAUUUUUUUCGGCUGUUUAAAAGUGCACUUGUAACAUCAUCAUAUUACUCAUUUACUCUGAUUUAAGGUUUCAAUCAAGAGGAGGUGGAUCAAAAAAAAAGAAAAGAAAAGGUAGAGAAAGGAGCACCAACUACUGACCAGGUGUAUUUUAGCCGGUAGCUGGAAAUGCAUACCUCAAAUGUUUGAUUUCAGUGUUUAGUUUAAAAGGUAUCAAAUGAUGUUAAAAUUUAAAAAACAAACAAAAAAAGCUUUAAAAGGUGUUUGAUUCAUGCUCGAUCUCUCUCUCUUGAAGCUGAUUGAUUUCUGUAGUUUUCACCCCUGGUUCUUCUUAAAGAGAUACGAGUCUGAUCUGAUUUCUAUUAUAAUGAGACGAGAGAGAAGGGAUCUUGACUCAUUACGCUUUUCUUUUUUUAAAAUAAACUCUUACUUUGCUAACGUCUAAUCAUCAUAUAAAAAAGGAAGUGUUAAGAAAUUCCUGCUUUUUCUCGUGGACCUGGAAGUGUGAAAGACAAUUACUGUACGUAUUGCGACAUUGGUGAUUUCAUUGAGUUAAUCCACUGCAAACAGAAAAAACUACAAGAAAACGGGCCAAUUCUUCUUAUUUAAGUUAAAUGAAUGUACAAAAUUUACAUGUGUGUGUGUUAAUUUGCUCUUUUUACAUAAUGUUUUCAUUGUUUUAUGUUUUUUUUUUUUCUUAAAAAAUGCUAUAAAAUUUUAAGUAAUGGUACUGAAAACGUUGUCAUACGCCCGUCUGCACUCGUACGUGACUUUUUUUUCUCCUUCGAACAGUUUCGGACCUUUUAAAUCAGUCGAGUUUUAAAGGCUGCUGCUGCACCAAUAGCAUACAGCAAAAAACUAAAAC